This is a messenger RNA of Plutella xylostella (diamondback moth), 1428 nucleotides long. NCBI's taxonomy places the organism in Eukaryota, Metazoa, Arthropoda, Insecta, Lepidoptera, Plutellidae. The record is from RefSeq and is a predicted model, not a curated record.
UAUGAGAGCCCUCGCACAUUACGGCCACCAGUCGCCGCCACUAAACGCGACCACCAGUAGUUCGGCUAGACCACUACACGCCGCCACCAGUGGCAGCCACUAGUGGCCGCAUCAAGCCACCAGUGGCUGCCACUUGCGUCAGACACUAGCUGCAAGUAUCUCGACAGAGGUAGACGUGUGUUGCCCAAGAAUGGACGCACUCUUGAUUUCGCUAUUGUUGCUUAUUAUUCUAAAACGUAGAAAACGGCGCCGAAUUCAGAACCAUCGACGACCAAUUCAUCGGCGUCACUGGGUACAUCCAAUUCUGACAUCACGCAAUAAAAAUGGACAGCACAAAUUGCUGUUCGAAGAGUUAAAAUGUUAUCCAGAUAAGUUCUUCAAGUAUUUUAGAAUGAGCGUGAACUCAUUCAAUGAAUUACUUAGCGUUUUGCACGAUGACCUCAAACAUCAAGAUACACGCAUGAGAAAAAGCAUCUCUCCAACAGAAAGGCUGGCUAUAACUUUAAGGUACCUUGCUACUGGUUGUUCAUUUGGUGAUUUUGAAUUAGUAUAUCGAUGUGGUGCGUCAACUGCGAGAUUGAUUGUAAAAGAAACAUGUAAAUUGAUCUAUGCAUCACUUCAAGAUAUCUGCGUACCACAACCAACUGAAGAGAUGUGGAGUAAAAUAGCUAAGGGGUUUGAAGAAUAUGCUAACUUUCCAAAUUGCUGUGGUGCAAUUGAUGGAAAACAUAUAAGGAUUAUUAAGCCUCAAGAUAGCGGAUCCUUAUAUUAUAAUUAUAAACACUAUUUUUCCAUCGUACUUCUAGCUAUCUGUGACGUGAAUUAUAAGUUCACAUUUAUUGAUGUCGGCUCUUAUGGGAAAGCUUCAGAUUCGACUAUCUACAAAGAAUCGAAAUUAUUCAAAAAAUUGGAAGACCAAUCCCUGAAUUUACCUGCACCAAAAGCAAUUUCUAGUAGUUCUGGUCCUGUAAACUACUGUUUUGUUGGUGAUGAAGCUUUUGGUCUUGCAGAACACAUGUUGAGACCUUAUUCAGGAAAACACUUGAAUAUUGAAAAAAGAAUUUUCAACUAUAGGCUUUCUCGAGCCAGGCGUCAUAUCGAGUGUGCCUUUGGGAUAUUAGUGAAUAAGUGGAGAAUACUACAUCGACCAUUGAAUGUGUCAAUAGAUUUCGCCGAAGACAUCGUGAAGGCCUGUUGUAUACUACACAACUUUGUUCGUCAGAGAGAUGGAUUUAAUUUCCAUCAUACAUUGACUGUACCAGGACUUCACGAUAUCGAUAACGCCCACGUGCAAUCUCGUCGUUCAUUAAACACCAGAGAUAUAUUGAAAGAUUAUUUUAUUAGCAACGAGGGAGCUGUACCUUGGCAAAAUAAUAAAAUAUAAUAAAUAUAUAAUAAUAAUGUAAAAUAAAAUUGUCCAAAAACUUA